AUGAAUCAAGUAUUUACUGGAACGGUAGUGGCACUAAAAAAUCCCAAAACUGCUACUGUGGAAUUAGUUUCGAUUAAAAUCCAUUCUAAGUACUUUAAACCUCAAAAGAUUGUAAAAACUAAAAAAGUUCAUUACGAGGAAACUGAGUUUCCUUUACAAUUAGGAGAUAAAGUAAAAAUUAAAAGCGACCGACCUCGUUCUAAAACUAAAAGGUUUUUAAAAAUAAGAAAAAGAAGGAGCAAUCUGAUUAAAGGUUCUAUGGAAAGACCACGAGUGGUUUUGUGUGUAUCUAAUCGUUAUUUACGGGUACAAGCGAUUGAUGAUAUCGCAGGUCACACUAUUGCUUUUGCUUCUACUGAAAAUUUUAAGGAGAAAAGUGAUUACUCUCGCAAGAAUAAAGAGUAUGCCAAAAAACUCGGAAUAAUUUUUGCUGAUAAGUUAAAGAAAGAUGGAGUAAAAAAUAUUAUUUUCGACCGCAACGCUCAAAAGACUAAUAUUAUAGGAGAAAACCCCCAAUUAGCCAAAGGCGAAAAGGAGAAAAUUAGCGAGGUUAAGCCAGAAGGUAAAAAGCAUGAUUUAGGGUCGGAUAAGUCAGAAAAAAAAGAGUAUGAAAGAGAGCGUUAUACUCAUGCUUAUUUACGUGAGGUUUUAAAAACUACCCGACCAGUAAAAGUAACCAAAGGUGGUCGAAGAUUUAGUUUUACCAGUUUAGUUUUAACUCAGGACAAAGAAAAAAAUGCCGUUGCUUGUGCUCGUGGAAAAAGCAAAGAAGCCAUGGAUGCUUUCAAAAAAGCCUACCGCAAGACUCAAAAAGAAUUAAUUGCUCAUUUCUCUACUCCAUCCCGUACUAUCCCUCGUGAAAAAGCCUACCGCAAGACUCAAAAAGAAUUAAUUGCUCAUUUCUCUACUCCAUCCCGUACUAUCCCUCGUGAUAUAGUAGUUGACUACAAAGCAACGAGGUUGAUUCUAAAACCUACUCCUUCCGGAAGUGGUAUUAAGGCUAGUGAAACACUUAGCAUUCUGUUUAAAUAUUUAGGAAUUAAAGAUAAAAAAAAAAUUGUUGGCCGAGGAAUUGGUUCAGGAAGGGGGAAAACUUGCGGUCGCGGUGGUAAAGGACAAACGGCACGCACGGGAGGUGGCACUCCGCCUGGUUUUGAGGGAGGGCAAACUAAAGUUUAUCUCCGUUUUCCCAAGCGAGGUGGAGGAUUUAAAACCGCUUCCAAAACUGCUUAUCAAAUAAUUAAUUUAGCAAAUUUAGAAAGAGAUGAACAGGUAGUGAAGGGGCAGGAAAUACAUUUACCUAAAGUAAAAAUAUUAGGAGAAGGGGAACUUACUAAAAAUUUAAUUAUCCACGCAGCAGAUUUUUCUCAGGAGGCUCAAGAAAAAAUUACCAAAGCCGGUGGUCAAUUCCAAACCAUAACUGCCAUUCGACUUGAUAAGAUUGUUAAAAUUUUUCAAAAUGCUGAAUUUUCCCAACCGAGGAAAAAAACUGGAUCCGAAGAAUGGAAAGUAAUGGUUGGGGAGCAAGAAUUUAGCAUAAAUUAUUUUAGAAACUAUGUGAAAAAACUUAUUGAGUCCAAAGAAUUAAAAGAAAAGUGGUUGCCGAACGGACAAAAACAAGUUGAUUUAUUAAGAAAGUUAAAGGAACUUAUUCAGGCCGAAACUACCACAGAUGCUCAAUAA
Molecule: messenger RNA, 1683 nt
Organism: Funneliformis geosporum
Lineage: Eukaryota; Fungi; Glomeromycota; Glomeromycetes; Glomerales; Glomeraceae
Source: the annotation of a GenBank genome assembly